Messenger RNA from Mercenaria mercenaria, 2462 nucleotides. Its product is annotated as heat shock 70 kDa protein 12A-like. Gene Ontology annotation, molecular function: ATP binding; ATP-dependent protein folding chaperone. The transcript has 5 exons. The record is from RefSeq and is a predicted model, not a curated record. NCBI's taxonomy places the organism in Eukaryota, Metazoa, Mollusca, Bivalvia, Venerida, Veneridae. The coding region runs from base 158 to 1963 and encodes 601 amino acids.
UUAAAAAUGUACAUUUUCGCGGAAAGAUAAAAUGCGACAUUUCACAAUAAAUGUAAAGGUAUUCCGAGUGUCGCUCUGACUUACACUUCCUUGUCGAUGAAUUAGUAUUUUUUGUGUUUAUUUCUGCUAUGAUGUGAUCACUGUGCAUUUUAAGGAGAUGAGUCAGUUCCAACAACAAUAUCAAGUGUCCGGGGCGACCGGCGGGGCCUGCGGUAGCAGCGGGGCCGUCGGGAGUGACAAGAAAGACAAGAUGUUGGUGGCGGCCAUUGAUUUUGGCACUACUUUUAGCGGUUAUGCAUUCUCUUUCAAACAUGACUAUCAAUCCGACCCGUCUAAGGUUUCAACCAAUCAGAACUGGGUGGCAGGUUCGAUGGCUCUUGUCUCAUUAAAAGCCCCAACUGUUGUGUUGUUUGACGAGAACAAAAAGUUCCACAGCUUUGGUUACGAGGCGGAGAACACUUACUCAGAACUGGCGCUUGAUGACGAACAUCACAAAUGGUAUUUCUUCAAACGCUUUAAGAUGAGAUUGCACGAAAAGAAAAUAACUCGGACAAUUGAAAUAGAUGAUGACAAAGGAAGAAAGAUGAAAGCUCUUGAUGUGUUUGGGGCUGUGAUCAAGUACCUUAAGGACCAUUUGCUUAACCUGUUAAAAACUAGGGGCACGGAGGUUCAGAAUAGCGAUAUACAUUGGGUGUUGACUGUGCCUGCUAUAUGGACAGACUCUGCCAAACAAUUUAUGAGGGAAGCUGCUUAUAAGGCUGACAUAGAUGGCGGACAGUUGUCAAUAGCAUUAGAACCGGAAGCCGCCAGUUUAUUUUGUCAGAUGAUUCCCACAGACAAGAUACAUGGAUCAGACGGGGCCAAAUUUGCAGUGGCCAGUCCAGGAACAAAAUACAUGGUGAUUGAUUUAGGAGGUGGCACCGCUGACAUCACUGUGCACGAACGACAGCCAGAUGGUGGCCUCAAGGAGCUUCACAAAGCAAGCGGUGGCGCUUGGGGUGGAACCAAGGUAGACGAGGAGUUCUACAAACUGCUCCUUAAAAUCAUAGGUGGUCCAGUGUAUCAAAAAUUUGUUGAUGAAAAUAAAUCAGACCAUUUAGAUUUACAACGAGAACUUGAAACAAAAAAGCGAACAAUCACACCUAACUCUAGUGGAAAAAUAACAAUAAAAGUCCCAGUUGCGAUUGUGCAGACAUAUAAAGAUGAAAUGAAAGAAGACAUUAAAGAAGCUAUAGAUGGGUCAACAUAUAGUGGUAAAAUUACCUGGGUUGGAGAUAAAAUGAGGAUAGAGGCACAAAUAUUCAAAAACUUGUUUAAACCUUGCACUGAUAAAAUAGUAGCUCACAUUCAAGACUUGCUAAAACAACCUGAUGUUCAAGGGACAAAUAUAUUUUUAAUGGUAGGUGGGUUUUCUGAGUCGGUCAUGCUUCAAGACGCCAUUAUGAAAGCACUUCCAAAGGGCAAGGUCAUCAUUCCAGCCGAGGCAGGAUUAACAGUAUUGAAAGGCGCUGUGAUAUUUGGCCACCGUCCUGUGGCUAUCACUUCCAGAGUUUCCAAAUACACCUACGGGAUUAACAUAUCACCGCCCUUUGACCCAGCUAUACACCCAGAAGAUCACCGCGUGUCCGUCGGUGGCAUAGAUCGCUGCAGGGACGUCUUUAAGAAGUAUAUCCACGAAGCAGAGACGGUCAAAGUGGGUGAAGCUCGUUCCGGGAAACACGUCACGCUAAAAUCUAAUCAAAAAGAGAUGCUGCUGAAAGUGUUUGCAUCACCGAAGCGGGACCCGAUGUUUGUAGACGAAGAUGACACGGAAUAUCUCGGUAAAGUAGUUGUGAACCUUCCAGACAGCGAAGACAAGAUCCGGGUUGAAGUCAAAAUGAUGUUUGGAGAGACGGAACUUACUGUAGAAGCUAUAGAACUGUCACAGCAUACCAAAUAUAGAGCAUAUUUCGAUUUUCUCUGACAAGUAUUUAUCUUGAGUGAAAGAUUUACUGUUGAUUUAUAUUGAUAUGGACUGUUAUUGGUUACUUAAAUUAUAUUUGUGUAUACAGAAACGACUUUAAUUCUCGGAUUUAUGAUUACUUGACAGGACAUGUAAUAACUUACAUGUGCAUUUCCUAAUCUGAAAAAGUACACGUUGAAAAUUAAUUGCUAAGCCUUUUUAACUGAAGACGAUACUUUCAAGCUUGAAGUAUUCAUUUCCUUACAGAAGAACAAGUUCAAUCUCUAAAAUCAAAGGUUUAUUCUAGCAACAUUUCUACACAGGCGCAGAAAUAGCCUUUUUGAAUGUUUACGAAAACGAUUGAGAGAAAGGCCAAAUAUAAAAUGUACUUUUUCUAAAAACUGUGUUACGAGACAUGUGUUUAUAUAUAAAAUAUGCAAACAAUUUGUGCAAAAUGAUUUGAAAAUGAAUUCUUCAUUAAUAAAGAUUUGUUGGAUUUUAAUAUAAACAGAAAACUGUU